This is a messenger RNA of Vigna radiata var. radiata (mung bean), 1188 nucleotides long. RefSeq names its product phosphatidylcholine:diacylglycerol cholinephosphotransferase 1. Lineage: Eukaryota; Viridiplantae; Streptophyta; Magnoliopsida; Fabales; Fabaceae. The record is from RefSeq and is a predicted model, not a curated record. Gene Ontology annotation, molecular function: diacylglycerol cholinephosphotransferase activity. The transcript is spliced from 3 exons. Bases 100 to 900 code for a protein of 266 amino acids.
CGUAACUUAAGAAACUCCGCCACCACUCCGCAUUCUGUGCUUUUAAAACCAUUCGCUUCAUUAUGACUUCCGCACUUCAAAAAGCUAUCUUCAACGGUCAUGAACGGCGCCGGUAAGCCCUCCUCCGUCAAGCGCAGGGCCAAUAACCAUACGACUCCGGCCAACGGCGUUAAGGUGGCAAACGGCGCCAUGGCCAAAACCGCUUCUACGCACUUCUCCGACGCCUCCUUCAUGAAAUGGACCGUUGCCGAUGCUGUCCACGUGGCCACACACCAUUGGAUACCGUGUUUAUUCGCAUUGGGGCUGCUUUUCUUCAUGGGCGUGGAGUACACGCUCUUCAUGGUGCCGCCGUCGUCGCCGCCGUUCGACUUGGGCUUCAUCGCCACGCGCCACCUCCACGCCAUCCUCGAGUCGUCGCCCGACCUCAACACGCUCUUGGCCGCGCUCAAUACGGUGUUUGUCGGAAUGCAAACGACUUAUAUCUUGUGGACGUGGCUGAUCGAAGGUCGCCCCAGAGCCACCAUUUCAACAUUGUUCAUGUUCACAUGUCGUGGGAUUUUGGGGUACUCCACCCAGCUCCCGUUGCCUCAGGAAUUUUUGGGUUCUGGUGCGGACUUCCCUGUCGGAAACGUGUCUUUUUUCUUGUUCUUUUCGGGGCACGUUGCAGGGUCGGUGAUUGCUUCGUUGGACAUGAGAAGGAUGCAGAGGAAGGAAUUGGCUUGGACUUUUGAUGUGCUGAACGUUUUGCAAGCUGUGAGGUUGCUUGGUACCAGAGGCCAUUACACUAUUGAUUUGGCUGUAGGGGUUGGUGCUGGAAUUCUUUUUGAUUCUUUGGCAGGCAAGUACGAAGAUAGCAAAAGGAAAGGUGCUGCUCUCACCACAAAGCACGAUUUUUCCUGAACAUUGUGCAUAAUAUGCCAAAGAUCAUUUAUUCAUUGGAAAAAGUACACAAAAGGGUGAGACUCUGAAUUGUAGAAAAGAAAAGAAAAGAUCAGAGAAUGAUACUAUAGAAGGUUGUAUCAGAAUAGAAGUAGUCUUAAUUACAGUGUUCUGAGUUGAGUCUGUUUUUCUUACUGCUGUCUAAGUUGGAAUUCCCUUGCCAUGAUCCGAUGAUUAAAGGAAUGAAGUUUUGAUUAUUAUUACAUCAGAUUUAAGAUUUUGCACAGCAAAUGAAGUUAAGAUUUUAAA